This is a messenger RNA of Leptinotarsa decemlineata (Colorado potato beetle), 480 nucleotides long. RefSeq lists its product as uncharacterized. The record is from RefSeq and is a predicted model, not a curated record. Lineage: Eukaryota; Metazoa; Arthropoda; Insecta; Coleoptera; Chrysomelidae.
CUACGCGUUCUAUAGAUCUCCAGCGAGUAAAAUUGAUGACUUCCUAUAUCAACUUAACGAAUUGCUAAACAAAGAGAAUAAGAACCCACAUUACAGUUUAUUCGUUGGUGAUAUAAACAUUGAUCUAUUGAAGGAAACUGAAGACUCGAAAACAUAUCUCGACAUUAUGAGUGAAUAUGGGUUUCACUCAACCAUAAACACCACUACCAGAGCAAGGAAUGGAUCGGAAUCAUGUCUAGAUCAUAUAUUUAUUAAAACGAAACAGCAAAACUUCAACAAUCUAUUGCCUAUAACUAUCUCCACCACAAUCACAGAUCAUUACAUAACGCUACUACAAAUCGUACUAAAUAAUAAAACAAAAAAUGAAAUAAAUAACAAUUCAAAAAAAUACUUUCAAAGAUUAGACAAAAAAGAACUGCUUGAAUCCAUAAGCCACAUAAAUUGGGAGGAUGAAUUAUACCCGAUGCAUAAUCUUGAAAC